Stylonychia lemnae is the source of this 381-nucleotide messenger RNA. The record is from the annotation of a GenBank genome assembly. NCBI's taxonomy places the organism in Eukaryota, Ciliophora, Spirotrichea, Sporadotrichida, Oxytrichidae.
AUGAUGGGAGGUAAUGAUUCUAGGCUUAUGAGGCCUAGUUACAACGAAAGCAAUAAUUAAGAUAUCAUUCAAAGGUUCAGCAAUACAUAAGUUAUAAAUGCUCAUAAUAGUCGUAGUCCAACUAGACAGGAUUAUAAAAAGAGAAAAAUCAAUGAAUAAUUUGGAAUUGUAUAACGGAAACUAAAAAACAGUAGAAACUAUCAAUUCAAUUAAAUGACAUAAAAGAAAAAGCUUCAUGAAGAUAGUAUUUAUUCCCCAGAAAUAGGUAGUAAAAUGGAAAAAAUAAGUUUUUUGUCGAAACAGGAGUUCGAAUAAAGCUUUUUACAAAAUAGUCUUGUUGAUGACAGCCAACAGAAAAGCUAUUAUUAAACUGAUGGUUGA